CGUAAACAAACCCAAUACAAAUUCCGCUGCAGACGGCAAUGGUGCUGUACGAUGUUUAUAAGCGUCCACUGGUCGUUGUACAUAAGACCAGUGUAUGUUCAAAGGCUACAUUGUUCUUAAUUCUGUGCAUCUUGUUAACAGUUAUUUCGCCGUUCUUGAUUGUGUAUCGCAGCCAGGGCUUGUGGAUAAAACAUGCAGAAUAUAGAGAACAGGCAGAUGUUCACUUUAAGCACCAAGUCCUCAUUGUAAGUGACACAGCUUCAGGCCCUCUUGUGUGGUCCAACCAGCCCUCAUUCAAUAAUCUCAUGAGAAAGUACUUACGCAUUCCACUAGUAAAGUCAUAUGAAGAGGAUGAAAACCAUGAUGGUGUGAAUGAUAGGCUUGUCUUCAGCUUGAACAUUCCUUUACUGAGCAAUGAGUUGGUAUAUGGCACCACACUGUUGCUGACAUUUGACUACAGACUACAUCACAUGUGUGAGUUGAUAAUGGAGGGUGCAGGACUGUUUCAGCAUGCUAGUGGAGUUCCUGUGUCAGCCCUCUAUGUCACAACUGAUCUAUCCCUGCACCAACGUCAGCCUCUUCCUCCAUCUGGCAUACAUGAUUUAUAUAACACAUCCGUACUGCCGUCAUCUGUCUCAGACACAAGAAGCUGGAGAUUACAGGAAAUUCUCUCUAGUUAUUGGAAAAGAAAUAUUACUACCAAAUAUACCAACACAUACACCAGCUGGCAGACAGGACAGAGUGAUUCAUUUACCAUAAAUCUGGUUGUGCAGUACCCAGAACAAACUGUUUUGUAUAUACCUGGGUUUUGGUAUGUGCUUAAAUGGGCAUGGAUACAAUAUUUUGCUGUCUUAGUGAUCUUGGCAUAUGUUAUCAGUCUAAUUAAAGACUGGGUUUACCAGAACCAGGUUGUGUCAACAUGGGUUCAAUUCCCUUCAAAGAAAGAAAGGUAAAGAAUUCUGCAUAAAAAUAGUAAACUGAAGUUUCUGUUGUGUACAAUUACAAUGCAUUUAUCUAGUCAUAAUCAGUGAUUAAGGUUUUAGAGAGUCAGGUGUUGAUAUUCUUCCAAAGAAGUCAUUUUGCAUAUACUUGAGUAUGUAUUAAUUUUUUGCUUAUAAAUAUUACAUGGUAAUACAGAGUUCAUGAUCUUUAUUAAUAGAACUGUACUGUGCCUACCGUCCAAAGUGUAUAUUAUUGAUUUGGAAAAGCUGUACUUUGAAAUUUACUUAUUAUUUUGUAAGAAAAUCAGAAUGAUUAAAGUGUGGCUGGAAUGUGGACGUCUGUUGGCAUCACUGUUCCAUUAAUGUCUUUCACAUGUGUAGUCAGGUGUAUGACUUGUCUCCAAGUUGUAGUAGUCUCCCAACUUUGACAUAUCAGUAAAACAAGUCAGUUAUGGAUACACUAUCUUUUGAAUGGUAGUACCAUAUCCCUGCUUAACCCAAUUGCAAGAAUAUGGCAAGAAUACAUGCCAUACCCAAUGUAAUACAAGUUUAUUUAUUGUGUUUACACAUAGAUGGCUCUUCAAGUGCUUAGUCACCAAGGAGUCGGUUAUUAGUCCUACAUAUCUCACCUGUU
Molecule: messenger RNA, 1575 nt
Organism: Penaeus chinensis
Lineage: Eukaryota; Metazoa; Arthropoda; Malacostraca; Decapoda; Penaeidae
Product: transmembrane protein 231-like
Exons: 5
Coding region: 39-953 (304 amino acids)
Biological process (GO): cilium assembly; regulation of protein localization
Cellular component (GO): ciliary membrane; ciliary transition zone
Source: RefSeq, a predicted model, not a curated record